UUCAGUUCGUCAUAUAAAUUAGGCGUUCUUUUCAUAUGCACCACAGCCUGAUAAGAGCCUGAACGAGUUGUUAUAUUUAAUAUUUUUUUCAAUAUGAAUAAGUUUGCCGUUGUGUUUGUGCUUGCUGCAUUCCUUUGCAUCACCGUUAAUGCGUAUGACUUCCAACCAUUUGAUGCCUUCGGUUUCCCGGCGUUUACUCCACUAAAGAUCAAUAUACCCAAAAUUAAACCCCUUACUCCUGAAGAAAUAAAGAAUUUGAAGCCAUCUGAUGGCUCUGUCGUAAAUGGUGCUUCCGUGUCCAGUUCAUCUUCAUAUGAAACAGUCAAUGGAGUGCCUGUGAGGAAAGAUAUCACAAAAAUACUAACCAACAACAACGGAGACGUCAAGGAGUACACCUAUGGAAAUUAAAAAAAGAAUUAGUCGUUUUUUCUUGUAAGAAGUCAAUAAAUAUCUAGACUUGAAUUUAGAAUAGAAUAUUUUGAAAUAGAAACAGUAAAAAGAUUUUGUUCAACAUUUGAAAUAUGUAUUAAAAAUAAAGUAAUGCUCAAUAGUAGAUUCUAUAUAUACCCAUGCAGUAUUUUUUAGCGCGCCCAUUCCACUUUCAAAAACAUAGAAAACUGCUUGAAAAC
Achroia grisella is the source of this 629-nucleotide messenger RNA. RefSeq lists its product as uncharacterized. Bases 94 to 408 code for a protein of 104 amino acids. The transcript has 4 exons. The record is from RefSeq and is a predicted model, not a curated record. NCBI's taxonomy places the organism in Eukaryota, Metazoa, Arthropoda, Insecta, Lepidoptera, Pyralidae.